This is a messenger RNA of Entamoeba invadens IP1, 2715 nucleotides long. RefSeq names its product axoneme-associated protein mst101, putative. Bases 1 to 2715 code for a protein of 904 amino acids. The transcript has a single exon. The record is from RefSeq and is a predicted model, not a curated record. Lineage: Eukaryota; Evosea; Mastigamoebida; Endamoebidae.
AUGAGAAUAGUGUUGGCGCUGUUAUUGCUAACAACAGUACUGGGAGCCGCUUCAACCCCAUUUUAUGUCCUUCAGUACUAUGAAACAGAAAAUAGACUCUCAUUGUUGGAGAGCGAAAUGAAGAGACUUGAAGACGUCGAAAGACAUCUCCACGACGUGUUGGACAGACUUGGAUUGGACUUGUCAGUCACUCUCGAGAAGGACAAACCAGAGAUCAAAAACCGUAUUAUGGACAUCGAGUCACAGAUCAAUUCACAACAAUUAAGAAAGGCUUCCGUCUUGGAAUCGAUGAAGAAGGAACUUGGCGCAGUCCCUGAAGAUGUCAGAAAUAACAUCAUCGCGAAUUUGAAACUCGACAGAAGAUUCUCCGGUGUCGACAUUGUCUUGGGAAAGUCUAAAUUCCCAGAACCAGUCGCCCAAGCUGCGGUCCAAGCGAAACCAAGUGCUACUCCAGUUCAGACCAAACAAGAGAAAAAGGCUGCAAAAAAAGCUACUAAGAAACAGUCCAAGAAGCAAAUCAAACAAAUGAAAGAAGAGAAGAAGGCUUUGAAGGCUCAAAAAUCCCAAACUAAAGAGGCCGAGAAAAAAGCUGUUGCUGAGGUUAAAAAAAUGAUGAAGAAGGCGAAAGAUAUGGCCAAACAAGUCAUGAAGAAAGCUGAAAAGAAACAAAAGGCCGCAGAGAAAAAGGUUAAGAAAAUGCUCGAAAAGGCUCAGACUGAAACUAAAAAGACCCAAGAAAAGGCUGAAAAGAAGGCAAAGAAGGCUGCUGAACAAGCCAAGAAGGACGCUAAAAAGGCCGCGAAACAAGCGAAGAAAGAUGUCAAAACAGCUACCAAGGAAGUUAAACAAGCUGCUAAAGACACCAAGGCUGAGGUAAAGGAUGCCAAUAAACAGAUCAAGAAGGACAACAAGGAAGUCGUCAAGAAGAUGGAUUCUGUUAAGAAGGACGUCAAAAAGGAUAACAAGAAGAGCAUCAAGAAGGCUGCAUCCAAGGCCAAGACUGUUGCCAAGAAACAAGCUGGAAAGGCUGAGAAGAAGAUGGCGAAGGAUGUCAAGAAGGCUGAGAAGAAAUUGAAGGCAUCAGAAAAGAAGACUGCCAAAGACUUGAAGGCAAAGGUCAAAUCUGCAGAGAAGAAAUCUGCUGAAGCCAAGAAAUCUGCUAAGAAAUCAGGAAAGAAGGCAGAGAAGUCCGCGAAGAAGGCAGCUAAAGAUGCCAAGAAGGAUAUGAAGAAACAAGAAAAGAAGGCAGAAAAGGUUGCCAAAUCAGCAAAGAAGGCAGCUAAAAGUGCAGCGAAGGAUGCCAAGAAGCAAGUGAAGAAAGCAGAGAAGAAGGUUUCUUCAACUAAGAAGGGACUUAAGAAACAACUCAAGAAGACAGAGAAGGCGACUAAGAAGGUCAAAGAAGCAGAGAAGAAACAAAAGAGCCAAUUGAAGAAGAUGAAGAAAGACGUCAAGAAGGGUAAGAAAUCAGCAAAGGAUCUUAAGAAGUUGAAAUCAACAGUCAAAUCGACAAAGAAGGCAGAAAAGAAAUUGGAGAAGAAGGAAAAACAACUGAAGAAAGACUUGAAGAAGAAGAUUGCUAAGAACGCAACAAAGGCAAAGAAAGAAGCCAAAAAACAAGCAAAGAAGGCAGCAGGAAAGGCGGAAAAGAAGGCCGAGAAGAAAUCAAUCAAGGCAGCUAAGAAAUACACAAAGAAGCAGACCAAGAAAGUUGAGAAAAAGGAGGAAAAGAAGAUCAAAAAGGCACAGAAGAAGUUGAACAAGAAGGUCAAGAAGGUCCAAAAACAAGAAAAGAAGGACAAGAAGAAACUCGAGAAGAAAGAAAAGAAGAACGCAGAAAAGGCUAAGAAGGCAACACAAAAGGCACUCACAAAAGCAAAGAAGGAGGCCAAGAAACAAGCAAAGAAGGCAGAGAAGAAGGUGAAAAAAGCCGAGAAGAAGAACCUCAAGAAGCUUGAAAAGAAGAACAAGAAGGCUGUGAAGAAGUUGGAAAAGAAGGAGAAUAAGAAGAUCAGCAAAGCAAAAGCUGCCGCCAAACAAGCUAAAAAGGCCAACGAUAAGCUCAAGAAGAAGACCUCCAAAAUCAGCAAAAAGGUGACAAAGAAGAUUACAAAGAAAGUUGCUAAGACCAACAAAAAGGCUGCCAAAAAAGCAAAUAAGAAAGCCGCUAAAAAGGCUGCGAAGAAGAGUGCAAAGAAGAAUGCCAAGUUGUCUAAGAAGUCGACAAAGAAAAGCAUCAAGAAAUCCGAGAAGAAGCUCAACAAGAAACUUUCAAAGAAGAUGAGUGCCAAGUUUGGAAAGAAGAACGCUAAGAAGGCUAUGGCCAAAAUCAAAAAGGCUGAAAAGAAAGCUGAGAAGAAAGCCAAGAAGCAAGGACUUAAUAAGAAGCAGACAAAGGCUCUUAUUAAGAAAGCCGCCAAGAAAGCCCAAAAGAAACAAUCAAAGAAAUUGGCUCAAAAGAAGAAAGUUGUUAAGAAAAGUUCACCAAAGAAGUCUGUUCAGAAACAAAACUUGAAGAAGCAAAAGGCAGUCUUGAAGCAGAAGCAGAAAAAACUCGAGAAGCUUCAAAAGAAACAACAAAAAGCCACAGGCAAAGAAAAGAAGGCUAUUCAGAAAAAGAUUGAGAAGAAACAAAAGCAAAUCAAACAAACUAAAAAACAAGUGAAACAAACAAAGAAACAAUUGAAACAGACAAAGAAGCAACACAAGAAGUAA